UUACUUGAUAUUUAUGUAUGACUAGCUUGUUAAAACAUUGUUGUUUUUACUAGUUUGAUAAAAUAAUCAACCUAUGAAUAAAGAAAAAUAAACAAUUACCUUCAAGACGGGUUAAAAGGAGAAGUCAAGAGAAACUGUAAAGCCUCAGGAUGCCCAGCGUGACGGUGAAAGAUGUCAACCAGCAGGAGUUUGUUAAGGCAUUGUCAGCAUUCCUCAAAAAGUCUGGCAAACUAAAGGUCCCAGAGUGGGUUGACACUGUGAAGCUGGCCAGGCACAAGGAGCUAGCUCCCUGCGAUGACAACUGGUUUUACACCAGAGCAGCGUCCACAGCCCGUCACCUUUAUCUGCGAGGAGGUGUGGGCGUGGGCGCCAUGAUCAAGAUCUAUGGAGGGCGCCAGCGGAAUGGUGUAUGCCCCGCCCACUUCAGUGUGGGCUCCAGAAACGUCGCAAGGAAGGUUCUUCAAGCCCUGGAGGGCCUCAAGAUGGUGGAGAAGGACCCUAAUGGUGGUCGUCGGCUAACUCCUCAGGGCCAGAGGGACCUGGACAGGAUUGCUGGACAAGUUGCCUCAGCAAACAAGAAACAGCGUAGUUUACAAAGCGCCACCUGAGGAAAGCAUCCAGAACAUAUACGCCCAUGAAACAGUAACUGUUUAUUUACACAAGUUUGCUUGCCUUUCCAUAUCAGCCUGGUUCCCACAGUAUCCAGGGACAGAGGGCAGAGAGAUGCAUGAGUCUAUAGUAGAGUACAAUGAACUUGUGAACCCAUAAUAAAGUAUAACCAAGCAUUAGCAUGUUAACAUUGUUGCUCUCCACCAAGCUGUGAAGACUGGAAAACAAAACAAAUGCAAUGGACCCAGAAACAUGUUUUGUUCAUUUUCACAGGUUUGAUGUGGAACAUUAUGCAUAUUGUUGAUUUAGCCGUAAUACCAGCUGAUACAUGAAUGUAUAGGUGUUUAGUAGUUGAGCAUGAUGGAGCUGAUCCAGCUGUUGUAGCGGCACACACAGGCGUAGACGCUGGGGCGUCCCUGCAUGGUGCAAUCAUAACCCCAGGACAUAACUCCCUGCAGCUGACUGCUACACGCCAGAGGACCACCGGAUUCACCCGGCAGACAGAGGCAGAUCAAUAAAGAUAUAUGUACUGUCAUGACUAAUAAA
This is a messenger RNA of Girardinichthys multiradiatus, 1155 nucleotides long. RefSeq names its product 40S ribosomal protein S19. The coding region runs from base 150 to 608 and encodes 152 amino acids. Gene Ontology annotation, biological process: ribosomal small subunit assembly; translation. The record is from RefSeq and is a predicted model, not a curated record. NCBI's taxonomy places the organism in Eukaryota, Metazoa, Chordata, Actinopteri, Cyprinodontiformes, Goodeidae. Gene Ontology annotation, cellular component: cytosolic small ribosomal subunit; ribosome. Gene Ontology annotation, molecular function: structural constituent of ribosome; RNA binding. The transcript has 6 exons.